AUGAGCAACAUGCUAGGUUUGGAAUUCCUAGACCUUUCUCACAAUAAUAUAUCUGGAAUCAUUCCUAAGUCUUUCGAGAAACUUCAAAACUUGAAGUAUUUCAAUGUUUCUGUCAACAAAUUGUAUGGUGAAAUACCCUCAGGGGGUCCUUUCAAGAACCUCUCGACACAGUUUUUCAUCUACAAUGAAGCAUUGUGUGGUUCUUCAAGAUUUAGUGUCCCGCCAUGCCCCACUUCAUCAAAGCAUAGAUCAAAAAGGAAUAAAUUUCUAGCUCUAUUUAUUUUGCUAGGAAUUCCGCUUCUGUUUGUUCCUAUCAUUUUUGUAUUUGUAUGGGUAAGGUAUAGGAGAGGUGCUCCCGAACAACAAGCUGAUACACUGUUUACCAUAAAAAGAGAAGGAAUUUCAUACUAUGAAUUGCUCCAAGCAACUGAUGCACUUAGCGAGAGUAAUUUGAUUGGUUCUGGGAGUUUUGGCUAUGUUUACAAACGCGUUCUCAGAAGUGGAACUGCCAUUGCAGUUAAAGUGUUCAAUCAACAACUGGAUGCAUCAUUCAGGAGUUUUGAUACAGAAUGUGAAGUUUUGCGCAGCCUCCUCCAUAGGAAUCUUGUAAAAGUCAUUAAUAGUUGUUCAACCCUUGAUUUUAAGGCUUUGGUGCUCGAGUAUAUGCCUAAUGGGAGUCUUGAGAAGACUAAGCAUUAUGAUAAAUGUGGCAUGUGUGUUGGAAUGUCUCCAUCAUGGGUGCUCGUUGCCCGUGAUCACUGUGAUCUGAAGCCUAGUAAUGUCUUGCUCGAUGUGGAUAUGGUUGAUCACCUAAGCGACUUUGAGUAUGGACUGGAUGGAUUAGUGUCAAAAAAAUGUGAUGUUUAUAGUUACGGGAUCAUGUUGCUGGAAACGUUUACCAGGAGAAAGCCUACUGAUUUGGAGGGUGAUGUUAGCUUGAAGCAAUGGGUGAGUUAUUCACUUUCAGAGGCACUAAUGGACAUCAUAGAUGCCAACAUGAUAACUUCAACUGGUAAUCGCUUACGAAGGGAGCUAGAAGUUAUGUUGUCAAUCAUGAAAGUGGCAUUAGAUUGUUGUGCUAAAUCUCCGGCGAGAAGGACUAACAUGAAAGAUGUUGUAGGAAUGCUACAGAAGACCAAAAUUCAACUUGAAUGUGGAGCAUGUAGUUCCAAAUGA
Messenger RNA from Capsicum annuum, 1176 nucleotides. Its product is annotated as probable LRR receptor-like serine/threonine-protein kinase At3g47570. The record is from RefSeq and is a predicted model, not a curated record. The coding region runs from base 1 to 1176 and encodes 391 amino acids. The transcript has 3 exons. Lineage: Eukaryota; Viridiplantae; Streptophyta; Magnoliopsida; Solanales; Solanaceae. Gene Ontology annotation, molecular function: ATP binding; protein binding; protein kinase activity. Gene Ontology annotation, biological process: protein phosphorylation.